This is a messenger RNA of Mytilinidion resinicola, 9230 nucleotides long. RefSeq lists its product as uncharacterized. NCBI's taxonomy places the organism in Eukaryota, Fungi, Ascomycota, Dothideomycetes, Mytilinidiales, Mytilinidiaceae. The transcript is spliced from 3 exons. The record is from RefSeq and is a predicted model, not a curated record. Bases 347 to 9184 code for a protein of 2945 amino acids.
CGUGUGCCCGCCAUUGCCCAGCUAUCUUCCCCUUCCUUGUCUGCUCUGGCAUCUCAGGGCGCGUCCUGCAUCUGCCCCCUCCGGCGCUGCCGCCGUGCCGCUAUCUCCGUCACUGGGCGACAGGCGACGCUGGAAUUCCGCCAUCCAUACCUAUCCCCAACAAGGGCCUGACGCCCUCCCGCGCUCUUCCAGCACUCGCCACUCCAUGGCUCCCUAAUCGACCGCAAUGUGCGCCAAAUCGCCUGAAUCGCCCUGACGAUCCGAGUCUCCUCCUCUGAGCACACCACCCAUGUCCCGCGCAGUCUCGAGCCCCUCAGCCAUUGCAGCCCAUGGCGACUGACCGAACAUGGGCCUGCCGUCUCUGUCCUUCGUCGCGGGGCUGCUCCUGCUGGCCUACCUGUCCUCCUUCGUGCUCUUCGCCUUUAUCCGCGUCGUCACCGGCGUCUCCAUCCAGCGAUUGGGCUACGCCGGCCUGCGACGCAUUGCCUUCACUCCCAAGGACGGCCUCCGAAUCGAGCUUCGCGGCAUCAAGCUUACCCUCCACCGCCCGACCUUCGCACAACCAACAUGGCUCAGCGUGGUUCUGACCGAGCUGAAAGUCACCGUGGACUUGAGACCAUUGGGGGACAAGCCGAGAAAGCGGCACAACGGGUGGACGCAUUGGUCCAAUGGCUCUGCGGAGAAGGACGGCGGGAACACCUCGUCCUCGUCCGAGCCGUCCACAGAGGAAGACACUCAGGACGACCCCGGGGAAUUGGACAGUCAGAGGAGUAGGACCUGGGAGACUUUGACCAAGGCCAAGGAGAAGAUAAAGCGCCUGCACCGGAAGAUCAAAUGGAUACGGCUGGUCGAUUUGGUCGCGUCGACGUCUACCCUCGUUAUCGUCGACGUGGGGUCUAUACAAGUGGGGAACUUCACAAUGGCAGUGGACACACGACGCAAGACGGUGGAUCGGACUCGACUAUUCCAACACCAGAAGUCUGGCACCAAGGGCCAAAGCCCUGCCGAAUGGAUUUUUACUGUUCGGAGCAUUCUCUUUACACCGGAAGGCAAAGACUCGACCGAGGUCCUGGAUCACUGCACCCUGAACGUCCACGGCCUGUUGUAUCAAGAGCUCGAUGGCCUCCGAGAUGCCUCAAUCGCCCUGAAGCUAGGCCGCCUCAGUCUCCCAUACGAUGACAUCAAAAACAGCAUGGAUCGAGCAAAGGUCUGCCGCAUCAAUCACGGACAUGCACACUCUGUUGAACCGGACAUUUCCUUUGUUGAUGUCAUGGAAGAGCUGGACCAGCCUGGAAGUCGGGAAGAAAAUAUCGUGCGCACUGUUUCUGAUUCCAAGGAAUUCGCGGCUUCAAUUCUCCGUGGCAUCCAGGAAAUCCAAUUUGCCGUCAGCUUCUUCGGCUUAACCAAGGAAAUUCAGCCGCUCCAAUGUGACGACGAUUCUCCAAUGUGGAUGAAUAUUUCUAUGAAGGAAGUCGGCAUGGACUUGUUGCGCCUCGACCCCCGAAGCCCAGCCCAUCUAAUGUAUUUUUCCCGCAACGACAUCGCUCACCAGGCGCUCAUUGCUGCUAUUUCUAUCUCGGUUGGCAUCGAUGAUGGAAAGCAUCCCGAACGUCUGCUGUACGUGCCCAUGGCAACUACUACCGUCAACACCACCCUGCCUUCUAAGACGCUUCAAUUCUCAAACGAAAAGAAUGUCGCCGAGAGGAACACUAACAUUCUUUUUGCCAACCUUGUCGUCACUUCGCCUUCUUUCGACUUUGAUCCGAAACAUCUUCCCCUCCUUACCGCAUUCUUGCACGGCUCGAAACAUCGACCGAGGCCUCCUGCGCGGCACCACAAACGUCACCUUCUUUCUCGUCUCCUCCCGAAAGCUAACAUCAAGAUAUCCAUUCAUGAACCUGUGAUUCGUGUCACGCUCCCACCAAUGGAACCUGAGAAGAAAGGCACCGACGAAUUUGAUCUCUUAAUCUUCGCCAUGUCUUCGGCAUCUCUCGACGUUGAGUCAUCCCAUUCAGCAGAUGGAGACCUCCAUUACUCGCUCCUGUCCACCUUCCGGGUCAACUCAAACCAGCUAUACUACCAGACCGCUUGCAGCGAGAAGCACAAUCUGCUCUUGAUUGACGGUCUUGAGUUAAAACUCCAGCUCAGCGCAUCUCCCGAGGUCGUGGUGGUGAUAAACGGCAAUCUACAGACCUUUUCGCUCUAUAUGGUAAGGCCAGAGAUCAGCGAAGGGCUUCAUCAAAUCGUCGCGCAACUCCAAAGCGAUAUGGUUCGGAAACGAAGGGCCCCAAUCCGGCACAAACAAGCAAACUUCCUACGCAGGUGGCCUGCCUGGCUGCUCCACGCAAGCUUCCAAGGCUCAGACUUCAACUUCGAAGUCGCCGGGGUAGACCCAGAAGUCUCCAAGCAUGCACGAGGAUUCGCCCUGCACCUCGAAUCAUGGACUGCAGAGUACAAACAAAACAAGGCAGACGAUACCGAUGCUCGACCCCAGAGACGACGAGCUCCGAGCCGAACCAUCAAUCGCGACGACUACCUACUCAGACCGUCGGCACCUUCGUCCCCGCGCAGAAAGGUUGGCGACAGCACCGACGGUAGACGUCUUGCUCUGCAUUGGCAUGGCUUAGAAGGGUUUGUCAUGGAGGGGGCAGAUACUUGGGAAGUGGAACCAUUUCUUUCGUUGCCUCGGAUGGAGGUUGCAUUCACGACAUCGACCGACAAACAAGGCCCCGUAUUCCACGUCAACUCCUUCGCCAAAAGCCUCUACCUUCACUACUCACUCUAUCGUCAUUUCUCCGUGGGAGUGGCAGGUCUUGUCCUUCGGAGAACUUUCUUCCGCCAACCAGCGCACUCGAAUGGUUUGCCAACUACCCCGGGGGCCGUUAGACAUCUUGCUGUGCCGUCGGUAGAUGGCGACGCCGUUGAUCCAGCCACUGGAAAAAGGCCCGAGAUUGUCGCCUUGGAUUUCAAGGCCACGUUUGUCCAAGUGAAGGCCGACAUGCCAUCUGAUCCACCACUCAUGCUUCAAAUACAUAGCCUCGAGGCAGGUAGACACCGGUGGGCGAACCCGUUUCUGAGUUCACGUCUUGUGCGGCUCUAUACCGAAACUCCGAACAUCAAGAAGGUGUGGAGCCGCUUCGUCAGCAUCAAGACCCUACGACUAGAUUACCGACAACAGAAACGCAAAUACGGCACCACUGUAUCAGAAGACAAGUCGUUUGAUAUCGUUACCGAUGCAAUCCGACUUGCAGUCCCACAUCAGUUAGUGCUUCACGAGGUAUUUGACAAUAUCACGAAUAUUGUAAAGACAACGGAACAGCUUCACCAUCGAUUCCAGACGGGUAGCAGCGACUACAUGCUUGACAAGCCUCCACAAGGCCCUAAGCAUGUGCCAAAAGUCUCACUUCGAAGUCAAGCCCUUCUUUUUGAAAUCGAGGACGGCUCAUUUGACUGGAAAUUAGGAGUCAUCUACCGGCUUGGGCUGCUAGAGCAGAAGCAAAGACUUGCCAGAGAAGAAGCCUUCUGCCUGAAGCUCAAGAAACUCCAAGCUGAGGAUGAAAGAUCAGAAAAUUCUCGGCGUCGAGCAAAGUCGGCCCAUCAAGCCCGUGGGAGGAGUAAGCUUCGAAAAGAAAAAGAGUCCACCGUUCGCCAUCAAAGCGAAGGUCGUAGCGACCGUGAAUCACCGGAGGAAUCCAAAGGAAAAGAUCGAUUCAUGCGCUACAACAACGAAGCUCUUGCUGGACUCUCUGGCAAAUCGAAAACUACGGCCCAGCAUGCGCGAGAGAGGCUGGAUCGAUUGAACGCCCAGACAUGGAAGAAGAGGGUCGACCAUGGUAUGAGCAGCCAAAACAGGGCCAUGCAAGACAUUCGUUCGAUAUUCUGGGGUCUCGACGAACUGCCGGAUGAUAUUGAGCAAAAGGAGACUAUCAUGGCUAUACCUCAACGUCCCGCUUUGAUGGCACUCAUAAUCAGCGACGUGGAAAUUACUCUCGAUAAGCCUUCUUUCCCUGUACAAGAAUAUCCCAAGUUCCUUAAUCGAAUCGGAAAGGGGAUGCCAUUCGACAUGCAGUACUCACUCCUGAUACCAACGCACGUCAAAAUCAGCAUGGGGGAGGCAAGGGUGACGCUGAGAGAUUACCCGCUGCCAUUUCUGCAUGUUCCCGCGAUUCGAUCUGGACAAUCUCCAAGGUUGCCGAGCUUGUUUAUGGAAACGGACUUCGUCAUCGCAGAAGAAUACAGGGACGUUGAAUCCUCUCGAACCCUCCGAAUUGUGGUUGUCCCUCCAGAAAAGGAUGACAAUGGCGAAGACACGGGUGGCUUUGCGGUCAAUGUCAGGCGUACUGUGGCUCCCGUCAAAACAUACUCCGACAUGAAUAUCGAGAUCAACUCCGGCUAUCCCACCCGUAUUACGUGGGGCACGUCAUAUCAGCCAGCAAUCCAGGAUAUGAUGCAAGUCAUUGAAGGGUUCACCAAGCAAGCAAUUGAUCCCUCAGAGCGAGUCGGCUUCUGGGAUAAAAUUAGGCUAACGUUCCAUUCACGUAUGAAUGUUGUUUGGAAAGGAGAUGGCGACGUUCAUCUCAUACUCAAGGGCUCUCGAGAUCCUUAUUCGGUCACUGGCCAAGGUGCUGGCUUUGUGAUGUGUUGGCAGAACGAUGUCCGCUGGAGCAUAUGCCAAGACCCAGAUCCGAGGAACUUCAUGAUCGUCAACAGCGGUGCCUACAUCUUGGCUAUUCCCGACCUCGGCCAUUAUGCAAGGCAGGAAGCUAAUCCGGAUGGCCAAAGUUCUGAAAGCGCUUCGAGCAUCUCGAGCUACAAGCAGAAUGCUGUUUUCAGGAAAACUGUGAUGAAACUAAGCGGAAACGUCCGCUGGAUGUCGGGCCUGGUUUUCGAGAGAAAUGUGGACGAGGGAGGACGGUCAUUUGAUUUCAUACCACAUUACGAAGUGGUGCUGAAGCAUCCUGAUCAUGCGAAGCCAUCGAAUGGAAAGGUAUAUGACGCUUUCCGGGGAUUCCGCAGUCAACAUAUCCACAUGUCUGUGGCGGUAUCAGCUCCACAAGAUCGCGAAUGGACCGUGUCGAAUCUUGAGCCAUCAAAAAAUUACAAUAGCGUGCAUCUCACCCCUCGCUUCUUCACCCACUUCUUCAGCUGGUGGUCUAUGUUUUCCGGUGUCAUGUCGCUGCCCAUCCGACAAGGCAAGCUCUGGCCAGGCGUCGAAAAGUCAAGCAAGAAGUUUGGUCGGCAUCUCGCUACGAUCAAGUAUAGCCUCUUACUGUCUCCCCUGUACAUGAGCCACAUCUACAAGCACAAGGAUGCCGAGGACUAUGGUUCUGGCGUUGUGUCAGCGACAGGACUGAAAGUGCGUCUUGAUAGCUUUAUGCUUGAUCUUCAUCAACGCCGUGAAGAAUUUCGCACUCAAGUCGAAGCGCCGAAAGACCAGGAAAAUUUGAACCAGAACCAGACCACUGGCAUGAGGAUUAACCAAGCUCAGCUAGAUUUCAUUUCGGCUGACGUGAGAGCCGUUUCGGCCAGCAUCAACGGCACCAACAAUUCCGAUCUGGAUACAGCCACCGAAGAGAUGCUUGUCUCAUACCAAGACGAUCACCCAAGCGCGGAUCUUGCCAAAUUCACUAUCCCUGACAAUGAUUGGGGCUGGGUUGAUAUGGACGAUUUCGUAGAGCUCGGCUGGAUACUGCCAGCAGACCGAAACCCGGAAACGAAAAUCCUACCUCUUGCAUUUGCUCCACGGUUCACGUACUUUCGUCAAACAGACCACCAAGACCACAUCUCUGGUGACAUACAUCGGUCGAGUCCCUUCGGUCAUGAACCUAGUCAUCACUGCGUCAUGUCGGCGAGAAAUGACCCUCGGAGGGUGCAGUGCGGCCUGAUUGAACUGCGCCUCAAAAAGGUCAGCGAGCAAUUCGAACACAAUCAGCGCGCUCUUGACGAUCAAGAGUUGAGAAUCGUCAAGGAGCCUGACGAGAAACAAGAAGAAGCACAACGACGUCUCAACCUAUUGCGCGAGCACAACGUUACCCUCCAAAGGAAGCAAGCUUUGUUGCAGUCAAUGUAUGACAGCCUUGUACAACGACUCCAGGAGAAUGACCUACGCGCUUCUGCUGAUGCUAGAGAUGAUCCAGGAGAGGAAGAAUUUUAUGAGGCCCGAGAAGAUUACUACGACAUGGAUCCAGACGCCAAAGGGCUUGACUCCGCUCCACUAGCAGAUUAUAUCAGUGACUUCAACAACAGGUUCAUCAUCCACAAUGCCCACCUAAAAUGGAGCAACUCUCUUCGAAAUAUCAUUCUGCGAUACAUCCACCAAGUCAGUCAGCGAAGAGGUUUCGUGUACUACAUGUCUAGAAGAGCCGUCAAGUUUAUUCUCGACAUCGUAGAAGAGCAGAAGAAGUUCAAUCAACCAGCAGGGGCACCAACCACUCCCGGCACUACUUCCAGUUUUCCUCUAUCUCCCCAGGAGGACGAUGACCUCAACAUCCAGGAUCGUGUUGACCAGCUCCUUCAAGAUGGGAAGAAAUUCGUGGCCGCGAACGACCCAGUCACAGCAGAGGGUAGCAAACCAGCCGGUAGCGGGGGCCAUAUGGGGGACGAUAUUGCACUUGAAUUUACCGCACAGAAUACAUACCACGUUCGUCUCAUCGCGCCCCAAAUUCAACUUCAGAGCGAGAAGAACACGAAAGCCGCUGUACUAGUUACCGCCAAAGGAAUGCAAUUGAAGGUCAUCCAGAUCAUGGACAAGGAUCGAGUCACGGACGAUGUCAGCGGGCUCGUGCAGCGUCGAUUCUCGGCAGCCAUGGAUAGCUUGCAGAUCUUUGUUACGAAUGCGAAGACCUUCACCACCGAGGACCUCCACAUGUAUUCCGGUAGCACAUACGGCACACCAGCUGGGUCGUCCUGGCCACCAUGGGUUCCCUUCGAAGUCAUGUUCGAAUUCAAUACUAAUCCAUACGGCUUCCAAAGAGUCGUCCAGAGGACUUCCGCAAGUAUGCGAUUCGACAAGUACAACACUCUGCGUCUCAAGUACAAUGACGAUGUCUCGGGUGGUGAUACUGGCCCAGCGAAAAGCCCGGACACGCUUGAACAGCGCAUCGAUCAUCUCUGGAUUGACUUUCCCCAUGUGCGUGCGCUCUGCAACUCCACGCAGUAUUACGCCAUGUACAUCAUCGUUCUUGAUCUUCUUCUCUAUAGUGAGCCUCUGGAAAAAACGAGGAGUGAACGAUUAGAAAAGAUCAUGCUUGCCUCGGACUUCAGCGAUCUCAAAGGAGCGCCCGAGAUGGUCAUCAGUUUGCAGGAGAGGAUUCGCCAGCUCGAGGAGAUCAAGAUGCAUUUCCAGGUGAACGAGAAGUACCUGGACCGGCAAGGGUGGAGAGAUCGCAUUACCAUGGAAGCGGAUCUAGCCGUCUGUGAGGACGAGUUGUUCUUCAUGAUGAAAGCCAUAACGACUUCCCAGCGGAAGAUGGAUGAUCGAAGUCAAGGUAAGCAGUCUAAUGGCCUUCUGCGGUGGUACAUAUCAGCUUCCGAGAUUGUCUGGCACCUUCUCAAGGAGAACCAAGAGUCUCUUGCGGAGUUUCAGCUGAAGAAUGCUCUCUACGAUCGGACCGACAAUAACGACGGAUCCAACCUCAAUUCCAUGGAGAUCGAACGAAUCCAUGGACUCAACCUACUCUCAUAUGCGCUUUACCCCGAGAUGAUUGCGCCAUACAUUGACAACAACAGACCUUUCGCCGAAGGCCGAGACACCAAGAUGUUAAGAGUACAUUGGCUCAUGCUCGAGGCUAUCGCCGGCAUACCUGUCAUGGAUCAUUUCGAAGUCAAUCUCUUCCCUCUAAAGCUGCAGCUCGAGCAUGAAAUUGGCAAAAAGCUCUUCGAGUACAUCUUCCCUGGCAGCAAGAACGAUGCCUCGCCAUUCUUGGUGAAACACAUGUUACCCGCACAAGAAGAAGAAGAUGAGACUGAGAUCGGACGCGGCGCACCUUCGCAACGCUCAUCAAACUCACAGAGCCUCAGUUCCGAACUUACGAAGAACGGCGAUGGCGGUGCGGGGUCUCUAGAGCUACGCCUCCAGCCGACCUUGAACCUCGAACCAUCCAAACCAAGGACAGCCAAAACUACUUUCUCUCGACCAAAGUCUUCUGGCCACGGCGCUCGCCCUAAUCCCCAUCACCUCCGUCUUUUCAGAGAAAGCGCGCGUUCUGGCUCCGCAAUGAACUUGGGCAGAUCCUGGCACCCUAACCGCGAUAUGUCUUCGGACAACUUGUCCUUGGCCUCUCGCCCGGGCAGUAUUCGCAGCAACUCAAAUAUGUCCGUCGCCACGAACUCAGAAUCCGACCACGCCCCAAAACGCUUCACGCUGCACCGCUCCACCACCGCCAGCAGCAAAACCGCCAGCAGCAAAGACAAAGCUGCCCGCUCAGACGACAUCACACAAAUGAUGGAGCGCGCGUCUUCCUACAUGACCCUAGCCUACGUCAAGAUCCCCAGCAUGGUGCUCUGCCUCUCUUACAAGGGCAAAGGCCAGCGCAACUUCGAAGAUGUCCACGACCUUGUGUUCCGCAUGCCAACUCUCGAAUACCGCAACAAGACAUGGUCGAACCUCGAUCUCGCCCUCCAACUUAAAAAAGAUGUCAUCCGCGCCCUCAUCUCUCAUACCGGCGCCAUCAUCGGGAACAAGUUCAGCCGCCAUCAACCCACGCGCCAACAGCAGAGCCGCCUCCGCCAAAUCGCGAAUAGCAGUACCCUCCUGAAUACCUCCCCCGACCUCUCUGGCACUUCUGAGAACAAUUCAAUGCUCGAUGACAUCAGCGACGCCAGCGGCGAGACCAACGGCCCGCGUCGCAGCUUCACCUCUGGUCGGGGCAGCGUGAAAAGCCAGUCCGCAAGCCAGGCGGAGAGCUACGAUUCCUCCGCGCACAGCCUCGCGCGGCGGCCUGGAUCCAGCCGUAGUGUCAACGCGCUGGGUAUCGAGGCCGAGGGCAUGAACUUUGCGGACGAGCUGGGGCGGGUGGAUCAGACGGAGCCGGAGCGGGCGGGCGUGCGGGGGAAUUUGAGCAGGCAUCUCACGGGUAUGGGCAUGGGCGGGGCGGGGCGGAUUAGGAGCAUGAGUGUGAAGAGCGGCGGGACGACUGGCACGAGGGAGGAGAGGGAGGGGGGCGAUGAGAGCGAGGACACGUGAGUUAUGGCCGUUUUCCGUGUGGUGUCGAAUGCAUCUAAUGUAGAGU